Molecule: messenger RNA, 1197 nt
Organism: Mycena indigotica
Lineage: Eukaryota; Fungi; Basidiomycota; Agaricomycetes; Agaricales; Mycenaceae
Product: Aminotran-1-2 domain-containing protein
Exons: 4
Coding region: 1-1197 (398 amino acids)
Biological process (GO): biosynthetic process
Molecular function (GO): transferase activity; pyridoxal phosphate binding
Source: RefSeq, a predicted model, not a curated record
AUGUCGAUUCAUGGCCUCGCGCCAAAUGUUGCAAACACUGGUCCCUCUCACUUCAAUAUCUUGGACGUAAUCCGCCCAAACAUCCUCGCCCUUCAUCCUUAUCGCUGUGCCCAUGAGGACUACCAGACAGGCAUUCUCCUCGACGCCAACGAAAACGCGUUCGGCCACUCAAUACAAGGCACCGUGGGCUUGUACUCAGACGCGCCGUUCAACGACGAUCUCCACCACUAUCCCGACCCCACGCAAUACAAACUCAAAUCCCGCAUUGCUGUUUUGCGCGGACUGCCUGAGAAUGCUGUCGACCACAUAUUCUUGGGGGUUUGCGUCGCCCCUGGGCGGGACAAAGUUAUCACUACACCACCGACAUAUGGAAUGUAUGGUGUUUGCGCGCAAAUAAACGACGUAGGAGUUGUAGAAUGCCCGCUUGAGCUGUCUGGGGCAAAUGGAGAAGGUGGGGAACAUGGGAGAUUCAGUUUACAACUAACUGCUAUCAAAGCUGCUAUCGAGGCGGACCCUGCAAUCAAACUCAUACUCAUAUGCUCUCCCGGCAAUCCAACUAGCACUUUGAUACCGCGCAGCGUUAUUCGGGAGCUCUUGGACUAUCCAAAAUUCAAGGGUAUUGUGGUCGUCGAUGAGGCAUACAUUGACUUUGCCUCUCCUGACGCGUCUGCCAUGUCGCUUAUCCAAGAAUACGGUAACAUCUGUGUAAUGCAGACGAUCAGUAAAAGCUUUGGUCUCGCUGGCGUUCGCCUUGGCAUUGCAAUUGCUCAACCGCCUCUGAUCCAAGUCCUCGCAAAUGCAAAGGCACCCUAUAAUAUUUCCACUCCGACCUCCUACAUCGCCCUCUCUGCGCUUUCCCAGCCAUCCAUCGUCGCGAUGCGGGCUAGUUUAGCGAAAAUCAACGUAAAUCGGGCGUCACUACUCAAAGCCCUUUCGUCCGUGCCCGGGGUUGGCUCGGCGAUAGGCGGCAGUGACGCCAAUUUCAUUCUGGUCCCCAUUUUGGACCAAGAGGGCCAAAGGCCGGACAAUGAGCGGGCCCAGCGAAUGUACCGUCUGCUGGCCGAAGAGAACGGGGUCGUGGUUCGUUUCAGGGGUAACGAGCCGGGUUGCUUAGGCUGUGUGAGGAUCACAGUGGGAACAGAGGAAGAGAAUGCGGUGGUGGUUGCCAAGAUGAGAAAGGUUCUAAGUGAGAUAUGA